Molecule: messenger RNA, 4012 nt
Organism: Psylliodes chrysocephalus
Lineage: Eukaryota; Metazoa; Arthropoda; Insecta; Coleoptera; Chrysomelidae
Source: the annotation of a GenBank genome assembly
CAAAAAUAUAUUCUGGCAACACUGAUUCUAAUCGACCUUCUCGCUUCUCGUCAAACUCGUCAUAACAAAAUGAAAUGGCAUGACUGUACAAUUACACACUGACAUUUGUUUGACGUCUAAAAAAUUGGUUUAGUGGUUGGUUAUUUGGUACCCGUUUUAACUAAAUUGAAAGGGUUUUGUACAAAUAUUAAUUAAAAUCAAUUAUAUUAUAGUAAAACUAUCAAUCAUGAGCGAAUUGACCCAAGAAGAGAUAAGAAGAAGGCGAUUAGCAAGACUAACAGCAAGAGAGUCCACAUCUCCUUCAACCUCCUUAUCACCCCCCAUAACCCCCACCUCCCAAUCUCCAAUAAAUUCUCCUUUAAUCCAAAUUUCCGAAAAUUUUCGAUCUAAUGUUAAUCCCUUAGAAAAACCGAAACAGACACCUCUUGAUACUGAUUCAAAAACUGCAGAUUUAGAGAAAAAAACUGGAGAUGUGUUUAAGGAACCUUCUAAACCCAUAGACAUUAACAUGCCUUCGAGUUCAAAAGGUAGAUCAAGGGCUCCUCCACAAAGAAGUGAUUCUGAAACAAGUUCUAUCCAUAUGGAAGUGGACGACAAUAUUUCUGGAGCUGACAAAAUUAGUGCCAAUACUGACAUUGAUUCGGGCUUUGAAAAUAUGGAAGUUGAUGAUUUGGAUAUUCUAAAGAAAGAUGUGCAAAGGAAACAAAUAAGUUCAACCGAAAUCAGUUUGCAACAGCUCCAAUCUUCAGUAGCACGUGUUUUACAUGUCACAUUCAAAGAAUCAUUAGAUGCUGGCUUGUAUUUAUCAGAAACUGCCAAAUUGCUUCAAGAAACCCCCUCAAUACCUAUACGUGAUCUCACUUCAAAUGCUAUUAUGGAAAUAAUGUUUAAAUUUGUGAAAGGAGAAAAUCCUUUUAAGAAUGUGCCUCAACCUAUAUCUGACAUGUGCGAAUCUGCUAGUAUAGAAUCGAGUCCAUCUAAUUUGAGUCCAUCGUCUAGUCCUACUACGGGAGGUUGUCCUAUACCACUUUUAACGAUUAAGAGUAAUAAUAACAACAAUAUGGAUGAAAAUAUCAGUACCUUAGCAAUGAAUUUCUUAAUGGAUUCAUACAAUAGGGUUAGUGUUGAAGAAAGAAACAAUCCGAAGAAAUCGAGUGUUCCUCCAAUGAGUGAAGUGUUGACUGAAUUGAGGGCUCAGAUUAUACAUUACACUACUGUUGUAGUUCAAGGUUCUAUUAUAAAUCAAGAUAAUAAAAUGAAUUCACCACUUUUGCAUCCAGUUCUGCAACAAUCGAUUCCCAGAGGCUUUCUGACUGAACUAAUAAGUAGAAUACAUACAAACGAAAACCUAUUUUCUAAAGUUUUCAGUCCCAUUCUGCAGGGAUUAUUCAAAAUGAUGCAGCAAGCUAGUAUAGUUGGCGAUGAACAUCGCAUACCGAUUCAAACAUUGUUUGAAUUGACGGACGUCAGAUGCGGACCCAGGCCGAUUUGUUCGCUUCUCAUAAAGCAACUCCAAUUCAUACCUGCGGUUUGCACUCCAGCGGCGGGACGAGAAAUUGUGAGAUGUUCGUUUCUAGGACCUUUUUUGAAUAUUUCCGUGUUCGCUGAAGACGAACCGAAAGUGGCGGAAAAGUUCUUUUCUGGCAAUGCUUUGAGCGAUAAAAGUUUAAUACAGGUGUUGCAAUCUGAAUUGGAAAAUACGAGAGGAUUGCAACACAGAAUUUUUCAUUAUUUAAUGGCUAAUCAAGACAGUAGAGAUCCUUGUCUGAAUUAUAUUGCAGAGGUUCUAAAAUACAACGAAAAGAGAUCGCAAUUGCAAACUGAAGAAAGAGCUCUAGCUGGAGAUGGAUUUAUGUUAAAUCUAUUGAGCGUUUUGCAAUUCCUCUCGGUUAAAAUUAAGUUAAAUAAAGUGGAUUUCAUGUAUCCUUUCCAUCCCGAAACACUUGUAAAUAUAACGAAUGAUACAAGGCUCAAGUUCACGUCCCAAGAAGUAGCAGAUUGGAUCAAAGAAUUUGGAAAUGCCCAUGAACACCAACCCCCGAACUUCUCAACGAUAUGCUGGUUUUUAACAUUACACUGCCAUCACUUGUCACUUUUACCCGCGCUACAGAAGUACCAAAGAAGAUUGAGGGCUAUCAAAGACCUUCAGAAAUUGCUUGACGAGACUGCAGCAGCUGAAGUACAGUGGCGCAAUACCCCAUUCGCCAGCAGAAAUAAACAGUUCAUUAAGAGAUGGAAACAACAAUUGAAAAAACUGAAUAAAUCAAAGAUUUGUGCUGAUGCAGGUAUUCUCGACAAGAAUCUUAUACGGAGAUCACUCAGUUUUUAUACAACAGUUUCCGAAUUUCUUCUUAGCCUAAUGACAAACACUCCUCCAGGCAGGGAUAUACCCGAUCUACCUCUAAUGGGAGUAUCUCCCACAUUUUUCUCGAUGCCAGAGUGGUAUAUGGAAGACAUUGCCGAAUUUUUAUUAUUUGCAUUGCAAUAUUUCCCAAACGUAAUUGCUGACAAUAUGGAAGACAUCAUGAUAACGUGGCUAUUAGUGACUGUCUGUUCCUCCAGUAUGAUAAAAAAUCCUUACUUAGUGGCCAAACUAGUCGAAGUAAUUUUCGUCAUUCUUCCUACCAUACAACCACGAUGUGAAGUGUUGUAUUCCCGUUUAAUGAAUCACACCAUCUCCCAAACUAUUCUGCCUAGUUCACUAAUGAAAUUCUACACUGAUGUCGAAACAACAGGGUCUAGUUCCGAGUUUUACGAUAAGUUUUCUAUACGCUAUCACAUUAGUUUGAUACUAAAAAAAAUGUGGUCUUCUCCCGUCCAUCGCCAGAGCUUAAUAAACGAAUCUCGAAGUGGACUCCAAUUCGUCAAAUUCGUAAAUAUGUUAAUGAAUGACACAACUUUCCUUCUUGACGAAUCUCUCGAAUCGUUGAAGAGAAUCCACGAGGUCCAAGAACUCAUUAGCGACGAGGAAAAAUGGGCCAGUUUACCUUCCGAUCAGCAGCAAAGCAGAAUGCGGCAGUUGAACUCCGACGAAAGACAAUGUCGGUCGUAUUUAACUUUAGCUAGAGAAACAGUUGACAUGUUUCAUUACCUGACAGUAGAUAUAAAAGAACCUUUCUUGAAACCAGAGUUAGUAGAUAGGUUAGCCUCGAUGUUGAACUUCAACCUGCAGCAGCUAUGUGGUAGAAAAUGUAAAGAUCUGAAAGUUAGAAAUCCUGACAAAUACGGUUGGGAACCCAGAAGAUUACUUAGUCAAUUAGUGGAUAUUUAUUUACAUUUAGAUUGUGAUAAGUUCGCCGAUGCUCUCGCUGGUGAUGAGAGGUCAUUCAAGAAGAAUCUAUUUGAAGAUGCCGCAGCUCGUCUCGAACGUAUUUCUAUAAAAACCCCUGUACAAAUUGAACAAUUUAGAGCGCUGGCGACAAAAGCUUGUAAAAAAUUAGAACACAACCAAAAAUCUGACGACUGGUUAGCAGACGCCCCUGACGAAUUUAAGGAUCCCCUAAUGGAUACUUUAAUGUCUGAUCCAGUGCUCCUUCCUAGCGGUCAGAUAAUGGAUAGAUCUGUCAUACUGAGGCAUUUAUUAAAUAGUAAUACAGAUCCAUUUAAUAGACAAGUAUUGACUGAGGAAAUGUUAGUUCCAGCUGAUGAUUUAAAAGAGAGGAUACGUGUUUGGAAAACGGAGAAGGCAUCAAAAUCAAACUAAGUUUAUGUUAUAGUUAAUGAACUGUAUUUACAAGGUUUGUUUAAAUCCUAUAUUUAAUUGUGAUAAUUGUGUAAUAUAUUUCAUUUUGUACUUUUUCUACAAUUAAUGAAUUAAGAAUUUUUAUUUAUAUAUUGUUCAUUUUAUAGUGGUUUAAGCCCAUAAAAAUACAAAUAUAGUCAAAAUAAUUUGUCGUUUCAUUAUUAUAAUUACCUGACUUUUAAGAAACUAAAAUCUAUUUGUAAUGUUAAUCUAUUUUUCAUUAAAGAAAGGAUAAAUGUAAAGAAAGAUGUCAUAUUUAAAAGAGCUAGA